CUAUAAAACACUACCUCAAGCUCAGGUGGAGCUUCAGACAAGGACACGGGAGUGAGGAGCUUCUCCUUUUGUUUUUCCUUAAGGUUUGAAGGAAUCCGAACUGCGGUCCAUUUUUUUGAAAUCAGAAAACCAAACUUGUAUAAAAUAAUUUGUAUGCAAAGAUGCCUCCCCCCGGUGUGUGUUUGAACAUAAUCAAGGACCGGAACCAGGAGGGUGGGAUGGGCACUGUGACUGACCCUGUGAAAUUUCGUGGCCAAGACUUCUACUGGCUACGGGACCAGUUUCUGAAGAACAGACAGAGGUUUAUUGACGGCACAUUUCCCCCAGACAGUAGUAUCAUUGGCCCUAACCUGCUGUCACCUGAGGACAUGGCAAGAGUAGAAUGGAAAAGACCACAUAAAAUGGUAGCAUCUCCAUGCUUAUUUGUGGAUGGAGGUUCAAGAUUUGACAUCGCUCAAGGAUUUUUGGGUGACUGCUGGUUUCUGGCGUCUGUCGGAGCGCUAACACGUGAACUGCAGAUGCUGCAACAGGUGGUGCCGAAUGACCAAGAAUUUCAGAGAGAUUAUGCUGGGAUAUUUCACUUCAGGUUCUGGAGAUUUGGAGCGUGGGUGGAUGUCGUGAUCGACGAUAAGCUGCCAACAAUUGAUGGAAACUUAAUCUUUGUUCAUCCAACAACUAAAAAUGAGUUCUGGGCUGCCUUGCUAGAAAAGGCCUACGCCAAAGUGUGUGGGUCAUACUCAGACCUGAAAGCUGGGAAUGUGUCAGAAGCCAUGAUGGACUUCACUGGAGGGAUCCAUGUGAUGUAUAAGCUGAAGGAAGCACCCCCAAAUCUUUGGGAUCUCAUGAACAGGGCUGUGAAAUUUAAGUCCCUAAUGGGGUGUGGGACUGCUCAAGGGGCAACUCCUGAAAAUGUGGAAUUACCCAAUGGGAUAGUGCAGGGUCAUGCCUAUGCUAUCACUGGAGUUGCACAGGUAUGUUGGUAUAUUAUCUUCAAAUGCUGUACAGAGACAUUCUGGAUGAAUCCGCAGUAUCAAGUCAGAGUGACAUCUGGAACCAAGGGCAGUGAUCAUCCUGGCUCCACCAACAUGGUGGUAUCUCUCCUGCAGAAACCAGACAAUGGGAGUCGGUCCCUUUCACCCAAUCAUUAUAUUGGUUUCACUUUGUUUGCGGUACCACCAGAGUUGCGGGAUGCCAAAGGGAAAUUUCCAGCAUCAUUCUUCAACAACAGCAGCCCAAUAUCAGUAACGAAAGCUUUCAUGAAUGUUCGAGAAACUACCCAAGUCUUCUAUUUACCUCCCGGGGAGUAUGUUAUUGUGCCCUCGACGUUUAACCCAGAAGAACCGGCUUCCUACCUCUUGAUGAUUUUCUCAAAGAUGCAGACCUCUGUUGGUGACAGCUCAGCUGAGAACUACAUGACCAUCAACAAGAAAAUCUAUUCCAGCUAUGCCCCAACUGAGCACGAAUCAGUGUUUGCUCAAUACUCUGAUAAGGUACUUUAUUUAAGUCCUCAAGCAUGAAAUUAGAUUGUGUGAAAGGUAUUCAAACAUACAAUGUAAAUAAAUAUAGCUUAUAUAUAAAAUCAAA
Messenger RNA from Paramormyrops kingsleyae, 1584 nucleotides. The record is from RefSeq and is a predicted model, not a curated record. Lineage: Eukaryota; Metazoa; Chordata; Actinopteri; Osteoglossiformes; Mormyridae.